GCCGGGCGCCGGCCGCAACGGUACUCACCUAGGCCCAGGGCCGCCCGCGGGCAAAGACUGUUGCUGCGGGUUAUUUCGUUCGUGGCUUUUGUAUAGGCUGAAAUUUGGGUUGAGUUAAACUCAGGACUUCCGCAAACAGGACCUAUUUGGGGUUUGUUUGGUGUUUUUGGUUUGGGGUUCCCUCCCCCCCCACUUUUUUUUUUUCUUGGUUCUUUUUCCAAAAUGGCAGCCUCCAGCCGCGCACAAGUGUUAGAUCUGUACCGAGCGAUGCUGAGAGAGAGCAAGCAUUUCAACGCCUAUAAUUACAGAAUGUAUGCUGUCAGGAGGAUAAGAGAUGCCUUCAGAGAAAAUAAAAAUGUAAAGGAUCCUGUAGAAAUUCAAAACCUAGUGAAUAAAGCCAAAAGAGACCUUGAAAUAAUUCGUCGACAGGUUCAGAUUGGCCAACUCUAUUCAACUGACAAGCUUGUCAUUGAGAAUCAAGAGAAGCCAAGGACCUAGGGAGCUGGGAACCAGCCACCGAUGGGGCCAUGGACCACCUUCAGCAUCCAUUCUGUGUGCAGGCUGAAAAUAGCCUCUCACUUUGCCUACCCUGUGGGAGCUGAAAACUGAGUCACGUUUCCAUUCUGUUACAGCCUUGGUGAGAAAGGAUGGCUGUGCCUUCUCAGUUCAAGUGUUAGAAUGAAGGGCUAGAGGUCACUCAGAAUAAUGCUAUGUAUUAUGGUGUCUCCUCUCCCUCCUAUCCCAUCUUGUAGUUCGUCACCAUUUGUAGAGAACAUAUACAGACUUUGUUUUUCUUGGUCCUUGACAAUAAACCAAAGUGUCUCCCUUUUUCUUUUGUGCCAAAUAACCCCAUUAAGAAAUACACAUUCACUUCCUGCUGAGGCAAGGCCUGAAGAAGUGGAGACCCCUGAGCAGGUCCCACCUUGAGCUGAAAACUCCCUUUGUAUGGGGAGUAGAGAGCAGGUCAGGGUGGUGAGGAACAGGAUACGCCCUAUAAUUUAUACCUACACCCAGAGAUGAGUACUUUACAGCCCAGCCAGAGUGUGGUGUGAGGAUUGGCAGCGAACCCCUCCCCACCCCUUGCGCAUCAGAAUCUUACCUCUGACAGGCCCCAGUGUGGUGCCUGGACCCUGAGGAGAGUCUGGGAACCACUGCUAAUAGCACUGGGCCCAGCUCCGGCUGCCCGUCAGAAUCAAACAGACAGAUCUCUCACCACUUCCCUUCCUGUAGAUUCUAACUUGGUAAAUGAGAGGUGAGACCGAGUUAAUAUAUAUUCUUGAAGAUCUAAUGUUUUCAGUGUUUAAUCAGUUUGAGGAACCCCUGCUCCUUGAGUAUGUUACAGAUAAUAAAGAUUAUCAUUUGUACACUU
This is a messenger RNA of Marmota flaviventris (yellow-bellied marmot), 1369 nucleotides long. It is a transcript of the gene Lyrm4, whose product is annotated as LYR motif containing 4. Gene Ontology annotation, biological process: iron-sulfur cluster assembly. Gene Ontology annotation, cellular component: mitochondrion; L-cysteine desulfurase complex. The record is from RefSeq and is a predicted model, not a curated record. Lineage: Eukaryota; Metazoa; Chordata; Mammalia; Rodentia; Sciuridae.